Molecule: messenger RNA, 738 nt
Organism: Drosophila ficusphila
Lineage: Eukaryota; Metazoa; Arthropoda; Insecta; Diptera; Drosophilidae
Exons: 2
Coding region: 14-661 (215 amino acids)
Source: RefSeq, a predicted model, not a curated record
GCACUCAGCGAAAAUGGGCGAAAUGUGGAACAAACCGUAUAUGGGAAUAAUCAUUUUUUGUAUAAUGGUUAGCAGUGGAGUGGCUAUACCCACAGAAUUGGCCAGAUACACUCAGUUGGGGCAAGGACCUCAGCUGGAGGUUAACAACAACAGCUACGUGAGCACUACAAAUCAACUGGGAUUGCAAACGGAAACAUCAUCGGCAGCUCCGGACUUUGAAUAUGCUCUACUGGGAGAAGAUCCACAAGAUCAGCAGUGGUUUCGUGUUAGUCUUACACCGAAAACCAACAAAACGGGCUACCGGGCACAGUUUGCCACUCGAAAGCAUCCGCCAUUCGAUGCGCAAGUGGCCCAUCGCCAUGACAAGACCAUUCAGGAUCUGCUCAACUGGUUGGACCGUUCCGAGGACCAGAGUCUCUGGAAAGUCUAUCGUGACCUUCUGGAAUACUCGCCGCAGGCACAGGCAUCCCAAGAGAUUCCUAAUGGUAACGCAAUCGAAAAAGAGGAAAAGGUGCCGAGGAAGAAGGAAUGCCAAAGGCACCACCACCCGCUGAUCCUUAUAGGAGAAGAGGGAACCAGCACCACUCCAUCUCCAUCACCUCAUAAAAAUCAACCGCAGACGGUAAACAACUUGGUUUAUUUUAUAAAGGGGCGUAAGUAGCCACACUAAGUAAUUAAAGUAAACAUUUCUGGUAUUGACUUAUGGUAUACAAGUCAUAUAAAAAAAAAGUGUUAUUU